Manihot esculenta (cassava) is the source of this 7178-nucleotide messenger RNA. Its product is annotated as cation-chloride cotransporter 1. The transcript is spliced from 11 exons. Lineage: Eukaryota; Viridiplantae; Streptophyta; Magnoliopsida; Malpighiales; Euphorbiaceae. Gene Ontology annotation, molecular function: chloride:monoatomic cation symporter activity. Gene Ontology annotation, biological process: transmembrane transport; monoatomic ion transport. Gene Ontology annotation, cellular component: membrane. The record is from RefSeq and is a predicted model, not a curated record. Bases 4311 to 6884 code for a protein of 857 amino acids.
CUGUAAUUAUUAUUUGAUUAUUUGCUUCCUGUUUAGAUACGAUUCUCUGUAUAUAAAUAGUCAUGUAGACCACUUGUAAAGAUCAAGAGUGAAAUACAAAAAUACUCAAAAUUUUUCCAAAAUUCUUCACAGCCCAAGAAAGCCAUUUCACCCAAUUUCUUGGUAUGUCUCCAAAAAGCCUUGUAAAUACAUUUUAAUAAUGCAGUUGACGACUUCAGUUUGGCCAUUAAAUUGGGGAUUGUAGGUAGAGGAAAAGGCUAACUUUGUAUCACUUAGCCGAAAGAGUCCUUUCCAAAAGAUGCUAGUGAAAAUGACAUCGCGAUCACUCACGAUGGAUUCCGGCAACCCAUGUAAUUGCAUAGUGUGAUCAAAGAAGGUGUUUGCCAUUGUCAAUACUGCGUAGGGGUAUUCCAUAGGAAUAAAAUAAGCAUACUUAAAAAAUCGAUCAACCAACACCAAAUGAGCGAUUUUCCCCCAGAUUUUAGUAAUUCUUCAAUAAAGUCCAUAGAGAGAUCUAACCAAAUUUGUGUAGGAAGUGCUAGAGAUUGUCACAAUCCUGCUGGUUGCAAAUGAUCAGCCUUGUUUUAUUGGCAGAUGAGGCAGGAGGAAAUAUAUUAUUGAACAACAGAUUUCAAUCCCUUCUAGUAGAAGUCCUGGCGUACACGGUGUAAAGUUUUGUGAACCCCUUCAUGAGUGCUAUCAUGAAUGCCAGUUAAGACUGCGGCAAUCACAGUGGAAGUGGGGGAGAGAUAGACUUGCCCUUUAUACAAGAUUAAGCCAUCACAAUAAGACCAGGAGUCGUCCAAUUGUCUUUGCUAAAUUUUGGCUCGUAAUUCUUGAAGAGUUUUAGAAUAACAAGACCCUUGGUUGCGAUAUAGCAUAAAUGGACCCUUCGUCCUCAUCCCAUCGAGAGAGAGCCUCAGCCACCUUGUUCAAAUAUCUUGCCUUAUAUUCAACUUUAAAGUCAUAGCCUAAGAGUUUACUCACCUAGUGUUGCUGUGGAGUGGGGGUCAGCUGUUGCUCAAGCAUGUAUUUUAAACUGUAAUGAUCAGUUCGGAUCAGGAAAUGUCUUCUCCAGAAAUACGGACGCCAAUGUUGGACUACCUUGGCAAGCCCAAUCAAUUUCCGCUCGUAUGCCGGUAAUUUGAAGUGGCGCUAAGAUAUUUUGCGGCUAAAAUAAACAAUGGGAUGAUUGUAUUGGUGGAGCACAACCUCAAACCCUAGAGGCAUCACAUUCGAUGAUAAAUUCUUCGUUAAAAUUGAAAAGACAUAGGAUUGGUGCUUGAGCAAGAGCUUAUUUUAACUCAUGAAAGGAAGACAGGGCUGAUUCGUUGCAGUGAAAGGAAUGUCGUUUCAGCAUGUUGGUUAAGGGAGCUGCUACUUGUCCAUAAUUCCGGCUGAAUUUGCAAUAGUACUCGGCGAGAUAUAAAAAACUGUAGAGAGUUUUAAUGGAUUGUGGUGUUGGCUAGUCCAGAAUGGCCUGAAUUUUUCCCUUGUCAAUAGAGACACCCUCACCGGAAAUGAUAUGCCCCAGAUAAGCCACCCGUUUCGCUCCAAAAGAACACUUGGAUUUUUUGAGAAAUAAGUGAUGAGCAUGCAGUAGAGUAAAAACCACUUGCAAAUGCAGCAUAUGGGCAUCCCACGUUUUACUGUAAAUAAGAAUAUCAUAAAAGAAUACUAGAACGAACUUACAUAAGUGUUCUUUGAAUACCUCAUUCAUCAAUGCUUGGAAGUAGAGGGGGCAUUGGUGAGACCGAACGACAUAACCAAGAAUUCAAAAUGCCCAUAUUGUGUCCGGAAAGCUAUUUUUUCGACAUUAGAUUGAUCUAUUCGCACUUGGUAAUAUCUUGAUUUGAGGUCUAAUUUUGUGAAAUACGGUGCCCCAUGGAGUUCGUUUAGUAAUUCUUCGACCACUGGAAUGAGAAAUUUAUCCUUCACAGUGUGGGCAUUGAGCUCUCGGUAAUCCACACAGAAACGUUAGGUUCCAUCUUGCUUGUAGACUAGGAGUACCGGGGAGGAAAAUGGUGAACGGCUGGGUUGAAUAAUGCCUUGUUGUAGCAUUUGCUCAUAUUGUCUCUCUAUUUCAUUUUUCUGCAGGUGUAGAUACCGUUAGGGUCAAUCUACUAUCGGAGGAGUGUCUGUCAGUAAGCAGAUGCAGUGGUCGCAUGACCGAAGUGGGGAAGGCCUGCGGGGUCCUAAAAUAGGUCUUGGAAGCUUGCUAAUAUCUUAUCAAGUGAUUUGGUGGCCUCAUUUUCCGUAAAAAAUGUAAAUAACUUCCAGAGUUGGGUUGAUAUCCCUGGAGCGUCAUUUGUCUAUUUUCCCAAUGGAAGCUCAUGAUGAGUGUUGUAAAGUCUCACAACAUUGGGCUCAAUGUUUUCAACCAUUUGACUUUUAAGACAAUGUCGAUGAUAUCUAGAGGAAUAACAAAGAAAUCAGUAGUGAAAUGAUGAGAAUCCCGUAAGAAUGUUACCGCCUGACAAGUGCCUUGGCUUACGACCCUUUCUCCAUUGGCCACUGAGACAUUGAUUCCUGUUUUAGGCAUGAUGCAAAGACCCAAGUGGGUUGCUUCUGUUCGACUAGUAAAAUUCUGGUACUGCUAGAGUCCACGAGAACGAGCAGAGGUCGGUUGUUGAUAAUGGCUGUGAGUUGCAUGGUUCAGUCAUUUUGUUUCUCUGUGAUGGCAUGAAUGGAAAUCUCUGGUUUUCCAAGUUCCUUAGACUCCUGUGAUCCUGUGUUGCAGUCAAUAUUAUCCAUUUCCAACUAAAACAACCUUUUGUAGUGAUGCCCAAAGAAAUAUAAUUUGUCACAAUUAUAAGAAAGCCCUUUUGCCUUUUAUUCAGCCAUUUCUGCCCUUUUCAGCUUUUUUAUAUAGGGAGAAGAUACUGCACUACUUACUGUACUGCCUUUUGUGAUGGUCUUGACUGACCUACUUCCUUCGCUUGUGUUGUUUAUCAAUUUUGGGCUGAUGUUGAUGGUAGUUGUAGGGGUGAUCUGAUAAUUUGUGUUGCUUCUCCGUAUAUCCUGACUUUGUUUUGGUUGCAUACGUCUUUCAUAGGCGCAAGUGAGAUUCAUUGCCGUUGCCAAGUUUUGGGGGUUUUGAAAUUCCAUGUCCAUCCUGAUGGAGUCAUUUAACCCAGCAGUGAAGAGGUCAACUUGCUGAUCAGGUCGAACUGUAGUAGCUCUCGCCAGUAGAGAUUGAAACUGGCGUUGGUAGUCUUCCAUAGUGCCCCUUUGUUUUAAAUUGACGAGCUCACUCAAAGGAUUUCCAUGCACUGGAGGACCAAAGCCUAAGUUGUGGUAUCCUUUGAAAGUGCCCCAAUUAAUCCUAGAUUCUUCUUGCUAGAGUUUAGCACCACAAUUGAGCUUCUCCUACCAUAUGGAAGGCCGCAAGUCUCGCCUUAUCAGUUUUUGUUGUUCGCUGGUUUUAGAAGAACUGUUCGCACUGGUUGAGCCAGCCAAGAGGAUUUUUGGUCCCAUUGAAUAAAGGGAAAUCUAACUUGGUAUAUCGGGGAACUAUUGAGGAUAUGAGUCGUCCUUCAUUUCGUUCUGACAGAUUGGCUUGGUUAUGGCUAGUGGCUCCCUCUUUUUCCUGUUGGCUAGAUCGAGUCACGAGUCGUGAAAGAGCGAAAUCCUCAGUGGAAAGGGACAGAUCCCCCUAUUGAUAUUCUGACCCUUCCUGAAACGACCUGUGAUGACAAAAAAGAAAACUCGUGAGAGGGAGCUUAAGACCUUGGGUGUUGGUAAUGAAAUUCUGCUUGUUUUAUUUCAUAAACAUAUUCUCCUUGUAUAGAGAUUACAUGGGUUUAACAAGGAAAGGUAUACUUAAUUGUGGCCUAAACUUAAGGCUUGAGUUAAGCUUAUUACAAUAUUAAAUUACUGCUGAUUACCAUCUUAAAUUGCUAUUGAAAUCACGAUCAAUCAUUACUGUUAAUUGAGAUAUUCUUUCCUUUUGUAUCUUGUAAUUCUGAUUAUACUCUUCCUUGCUCGGCCUUGCCGAUGAAUGCAUCUCUAACAAACUCACCUAUAAUAUAUCAUAGAUGCACAUCCGUAAAUGUGCAUAUUCAUGUUUUGUGUGUUGGUAGUACUUGAAAAACUAACUAUAUUGGUAGCUCACCAUGAAUCAUAGUAGUGGAUUUGUCCCAUUAUUGCUAAGUUUUGUUUUCUCAAAGCAAGAUUUUCCUGGAAAAUGAAUUUAGUUGCAUGGUACAUAUUCAUGUCACUAUUUUUGACCUUUUGACCCUGCUCUUCUAUAGGAAUUAAAUUGAGCGGCCUACAUGACAUAGUUUCAUUUUUUUUUAUGUGUGUGUCUCAUGCAGGUUAAUGCUGUUAAACUUGGUACGAUGAUGGGCGUUUUUGUCCCAUGCUUGCAGAAUAUAAUGGGAAUUAUCUAUUAUAUCCGGUUUACUUGGAUAGUUGGCAUGGCUGGCGUAGGUGAUUCACUGUUGCUGGUAGCAUUUUGUGGUUUAUGUACUUUCCUAACGUCAAUUUCAUUGAGUGCUAUUGCAACUAAUGGUGCAAUGAAGGGUGGGGGGCCAUAUUAUCUCAUUGGUCGUGCUCUUGGCCCAGAGGUUGGAGUUAGCAUUGGACUGUGUUUCUUCCUUGGGAAUGCAGUUGCUGGAGCUCUUUAUGUGUUGGGAGCUGUAGAAACCUUUUUAAAAGCUGUGCCCGCUGCUGGGAUAUUUAGAGAGUCUGUCACAAAAGUUAAUGGCCAAGCAACUCCAGAACCUAUUGAAAGUCCAAGUUCACACGACCUGCAAAUUUAUGGGAUUGUUGUGACUCUUAUCCUUUGUUUCAUUGUAUUUGGUGGUGUGAAAAUGAUUAAUCGGGUUGCACCUGCUUUCCUUAUACCUGUUCUAUUCUCCCUGUGCUGCAUAUUUAUUGGGAUCUUUUCAGCAAAGAAGAAUGAUCCAACAACUGGAAUUACGGGCUUAAGUAUGGAAAGCUUCAAAGAUAACUGGAGUUCAGAUUAUCAAUUUACCAAUGAUGCUGGAAUACCUGAUCCUAAAGGACAGACUUAUUGGAAUUUCAAUGCAUUGGUUGGUUUGUUUUUCCCUGCUGUAACGGGAAUUAUGGCAGGCUCUAAUAGAUCAGCCUCACUGAAGGACACGCAGCGGUCAAUUCCUGUUGGGACGUUGGCAGCAACUCUUACAACUACUGUAUUAUACCUGAUUUCCGUGUUGUUUUUUGGAGCAAUGGCAACCAGAGACAAACUUUUGACAGACAGGUUACUUACAGCCACCAUUGCUUGGCCAUUCCCUGCAAUUGUUCAUAUUGGUAUUAUUCUUUCAACCUUAGGAGCAGCUCUUCAAAGCCUGACAGGUGCUCCACGCCUACUUGCUGCAAUAGCAAAUGAUGAUAUUCUGCCAGUUCUCAACAGCUUCAAAGUUGCAGAAGGGAACGAGCCUCAUGUUGCUACCCUCUUUACUGCAUUUAUUUGUGUUGGGUGUGUCAUUAUUGGGAAUCUUGAUCUUAUCACACCAACUGUAACUAUGUUUUUCCUUCUGUGUUAUUCUGGAGUGAACUUGUCUUGCUUUCUUCUGGAUCUUCUAGAUGCUCCCAGUUGGCGUCCACGAUGGAAGUUUCACCACUGGAGCGUCUCUCUUCUUGGAGCAUCACUUUGUAUAGUCAUCAUGUUCUUGAUCUCUUGGUCAUUCACUAUUGUAUCUCUAGCCCUUGCCAGCCUCAUAUAUUAUUAUGUGAGCAUUAAAGGAAAGGCUGGGGACUGGGGUGAUGGCUUCAAGAGUGCAUAUUUUCAGUUAGCUCUUCGUAGUCUUCGAUCACUGGGAGCUAACCAAGUCCACCCAAAGAAUUGGUAUCCGAUCCCUCUUAUAUUCUGCCGGCCAUGGGGACAGCUGCCAGAAAAUGUACCUUGCCAUCCCAAACUUGCUGACUUUGCAAAUUGCAUGAAAAAAAAGGGUCGUGGGAUGUCUAUAUUUGUAUCUAUAUUAGAUGGAGAUUACCAUGACAAUGAGCAUGUUGAAGAUGCCAAGGCAGCCUACAAGCAACUUAGUGCCUACAUUGAUUACAAGAAUUGUGAAGCUGUUGCAGAGAUAGUUGUAGCACCCAAUAUGUCUGAAGGCUUUCGUGGAAUUGUGCAGUCUAUGGGCCUUGGAAACCUCAAGCCCAAUAUCGUGGUGAUGAGAUAUCCAGAAAUAUGGCGUCGUGAAAACCUAACUGAAAUCCCAGCUACAUUUGUUACGAUAAUUAAUGACUGCAUUAUUGCAAACAAAGCAGUUGUCAUUGUCAAGGGUCUUGAUGAGUGGCCAAACGCGUACCAGAGGCAGUAUGGUACCAUUGAUUUAUAUUGGAUUGUAAGAGAUGGUGGUCUAAUGCUUCUCCUUUCCCAGCUCCUGCUUGCAAGGGAGAGUUUUGAGAGUUGUAAAAUUCAGGUCUUCUGCAUUGCAGAGGAGGAUUCUGAUGCAGAGGAACUUAAAGCUGAUGUGAAGAAAUUUCUGUAUGAUCUUCGGAUGCAGGCUGAAGUGAUUGUUAUAUCAAUGAAAUCAUGGGACAUGCAAGCGGUGGGUGGAUCUCAACAAGACGAAUCACUUGAAGCAUUCACUGCUGCACAGCGGCGGAUUGCUAGUUACUUGACUGAGAUGAAGUCAACAGCUGAAGGGAAAGGGAGUGCACUGAUGGCUGACGGUAAACCUGUGGUUGUGAAUGAGCAACAGGUUGAGAAGUUCCUGUACACGACCCUGAAACUGAAUUCGACAAUAUUGAGAUACUCAAGGAUGGCUGCGGUUGUGCUUGUGAGUUUACCACCACCUCCGGUCAACCACCCAGGCUAUUUUUACAUGGAAUACAUGGAUCUAUUGGUAGAAAAUGUGCCGAGGCUGUUGAUUGUAAGAGGAUACCGUAGAGACGUUGUAACUAUAUUCACGUAGUCGCCACUGGUUUAGCUUCCAUGACUCUCGAUGCUGCAAUUUUCAUUGUUCAUAUAUAUAUAUAGAUAUAUAUAUCUCUUUUUUCCCUGUUCAAUUUUUUGUAGUUUUAAAUGUUACAUUCAUUCUGUUACUCUCAUUUGGGCAAAAGCAGCAUUUUUCUGUUCAACUUACUAAUUGAUAUAGAAAUUUUUGAAAUUGUACAGCCCUUGUUGGGAUGUACAUUUGACUUGUAAUACAGAAUUCAGGCCAAUUUUGAAGCUAUGAUUCAAGAGGACUUCUUUCAUGUUAUUUUAA